Benincasa hispida (wax gourd) is the source of this 1758-nucleotide messenger RNA. Its product is annotated as Pentatricopeptide repeat (PPR) superfamily protein. Gene Ontology annotation, molecular function: protein binding. Gene Ontology annotation, cellular component: mitochondrion. Lineage: Eukaryota; Viridiplantae; Streptophyta; Magnoliopsida; Cucurbitales; Cucurbitaceae. The record is from RefSeq and is a predicted model, not a curated record.
ACUGCCAUCUUGCACCAAAAAAGGCCAACAUCGUCGAAACGGGAGGGUUUUGGUGAGAAACCUCGCCGGAGAAACAGAGUUCUCUCCGUCCUUGAUUUCAGUGUGAAUGAAGCUCCUUCAAUCCGUCGCCGGUCAUAGCCGCUCGUUUGUCCGUCAUCUUGGACAGCGUCGAUCGUUUGCUGUUUCUACGGUAGAGUACAGUAAACGGAAUUAUGCCGAUAAUGUUUCCGAGUAUAACACUGUAAUUGACUCCAUCACUUCCCAGAAAAGGUACAUCUUAUUGAGGGAUGUGUAUGACGAUAUGAUGCUGGAUGGAGUGCAGCCUACAAGGGACGUUUUCCAUUCACUCAUAUCUGGAACCAUGAGAGGCGCUCGUUUCCAGGAUGCGUUUUUCUUCAGGGAUGAAAUGAAGGCCAUGGGGUUGAUUCCUGAUGUUACUCUGUAUAACAUGCUGAUCUCAAUAUGUGGUAGAUGCAAAAACUCUGAAAAGGCUGUCCAGAUCUUAGAUGAGAUGAGGAGAUAUGAAGUGAAGCCACAUCCACAGACGUAUAUCUGCCUACUUAAUGCUUGUGCAGCUGCUGGUAGAUUAGAUCGCGUGUAUACGAUUGUCAGAGAUAUGACUGCUGCAGGCCUUGGCUUAAACAAGUUCUGCUAUUCUGGACUUAUAACUGCAUAUAUGAACAAGAAACCUGUGCCAGAUGAUUUUGCUACUAAAGUGGUUGAAUUUGUUCAACAGUCAAAGGAAUGGUCAGCGGCUGAUGCAUCUAAGAUAAUGGCUGAAAAUGUGAUGAUGGGUAUUUCAGAAGAGGAAUUGUACAAUAUUCCAACUGCGGAAUAUAUUCAUAGACAUUCAGGAUUUUUGAACAGAAAUUUGACUGUUUAUCAUGUUGCUUUGCAUGCUUGUGUGAAUCUCAGGAAUGUCGAGGUGAUGGAGACCAUAAUGGACAUGUUAAAGAAGGAUGGAAAAACUCUCGAUCUCUACAUAAUAAUGCAAGUCAUGAGGUGUUACCUACAUUCUGGAGAUAUUGAUCGUGGUCACGAAACUUUUAAGGAGCACUUGAAUUCUGGGGGUCCUUUAGCAAUGGAACUCUUUGCAACGCUUGUUGAGGGAGCCAUGGUUGGUUAUACACCAAAGGGAAUGCAAUUGGCUCAAGAAACACUGGUAAACAUGAACUCCAGGGGCUUUUUCUUGAACCCCAAAUUGGGGAGUGUGCUCCUCCUUGCAGCAGCGGGUGAGAAGACUGGUGGAUAUACAACUGCCAAUUACAUAUGGGACCUCUUGCAAGCGCGAAAGAUAUCUCCUUCAUUCCCAGCUGUGGAAGCAUAUUACAACGGAUUGAAGGAACGUGAGAUUCCUGAAGAUGAUCCUAGGCUUUUAUUUGUUUCUCAAAUCUACUACAAACUUCGUGGUAGCAGAGCUGGCCGAUCAUAAUCGAAAUCAAAGAAUCUAGGCCGCAGUUGCCAUAGGUUUUUGGUUGCUGGGACGAAGCUUUCCCAGUAUCUCAAUACUGGGGAGCUUUGCAGUAAAAACUCCAUAGCCAUUUUGGGAAGGGGUUUUGCUGUGGCCUUACAUGCAACGAAUUGUAAGAUGAAAGAGCGGUAUGUCAAAAAGAUUUAUGUAUUUUACUGGUUUCCAAUACAAUCAUGCUGUUAGGAUUAGAUAGAUUGUGUUUAAACAUUUGAAAUUGCCACAAUUCUUUCAAAAUAAUAUCUAACCGUCUCUAGGUCCCCUAAGCCUUGAGAAUUAUGCAUUUUGCA